UAUUCAGCUAUCAUUUUAGUUCCUGGCGGAGAGUUCUGACGUCAUAAAGCAAAAGGAAAGGACGUCAGAGAAGUGGGGAACCUCCAUAUCUAUAUAACCACGAACAGGGCAGAUUGCACACGUCUAAAUACUUGGAAAUGCUAAACUGGCAUGGUUUCUGAGUGGAGUUGAGAGACGUGUCCUCUUCAGCGAAGAUGGAGUACGGAGUGGAUGAUGAAUCCCACGUGGACUACGCUAUACUCAACAAACUUCGACUGGAUGGCAGGUUCUGUGAUGUGGUCAUCCGCGUGGAGGGCUUUACUAUGAAAGCCCACAAGAUUGUCCUGUGCGCUUGUAGUUCCUACUUCCGUGCCCUGUUCACAGGCAACUUCAACAACUCGCAAAAGAGGGUGUACAGCAUCCCCGGGGUGCUGCCGGAGAUGAUGAAGAUCAUCGUGGAGUACGCCUACACGCACUCCGUGGUGGUUACCAAGGACAACGUGGAGCGCCUGCUGCCGGCGGCGGACCAGCUGUGCGUCCUGGGCGUCGUGCAGGCCUGCGCGGACUUCCUGGAGGCCCAGCUGUGCACGCACAACUGCAUCGGCAUCUGGAGGUUCACCAACAUAUACUUCUGCCCCGAGCUUCGGCGCACGGCGUACCGCUUCAUCCUGCAGAACUUCGAGGAGGUCGGGCAGACCUCCCCGGAGUUCCUGGAGCUCACGCUGCCCGAGCUCUGCGACAUCGUCGAGAAGGACGACCUCACCGUCAAGCAGGAGGACAGAGUGUUCGACGCCGUCCUGCGCUGGACGGCGCACCUGCCCACCAAGCGCAAAUCCCACCUCCCUCGGUUGCUCCCGAAGGUCCGGAUGGCCCUGAUGAACGCAGACUACUUCAUGAACAACAUGAAGACCAACGCGUUGGUGAAGGACAAUGAGGAGUGCAAGCCCAUCAUCAUAAACACCCUGAGGGCAAUGUGCAGCCUUCGAAAGACAAACUUUGUGGGCACCAGCUGCUAUAGCAACCUGUGCCGCCCGCGCCUGCCCUACGCGGUCCUGCUGGCCAUCGGGGGCUGGAGCGGGAACAGGCCCACCAGCGUGGUGGAGUCCUACGACACGCAGGCCAACUGCUGGGUGACGGUGGCGCAGACGGAGAGCCCCCGGGCCUACCACGGCACCGUCUACCUGGACGGCUUCGUCUACUGCGUGGGCGGCUACGACGCCGUGGAGUUCUUCAGCGCCGUGUGCAAGUUCGACCCCGUGGCACGCGGCUGGCACAAGGUGGCGCCCAUGCACUCGCGCCGCUGCUACGUGAGCGUGACCGUCCUGCGCGGCUGCAUCUACGCCAUGGGCGGCUUCGACGGCUACACCCGCCUCAGCUCCGCCGAGCGCUACGAACCCGCCACCAACCAGUGGAGCCUGAUCCCGCCCAUGAACGAGCAGAGGAGCGACGCCAGCGCCGCCACGCUGGACGGGAAGGUGUACAUCUGUGGGGGCUUCAACGGGGAGAACUGCCUGUGCACGGCGGAGUACUACAGCCCCCACACCAACCAGUGGACCCUGAUCACCCCGAUGAAGAGUCGGCACAGCGGGCUGGGCGUGGUGGCGUACAAAGAGGAGAUUUACGUGGUGGGCGGUUUCGACGGGGUCAGCCGGCUCCGGAGCGUGGAGGCCUACGACCCGCUGGCCGACAGCUGGCGCCAGAUGCCUGACAUGAUCAUCGCCCGCAGCAACUUCGGCAUCGAGGUGAUGGACGACCGGCUCUUCGUGGUGGGCGGCUUCAAUGGCUUCAGCACCACCUUCUACGCCGAGUACUUCGACCAGAAUACCAACGAGUGGGGCAGCAUCCAGGACAUGGGGGUCUUCCGGAGCGCGCUCAGCUGCUGCACCGUCGCCGACCUGGCCAACGUCGCCGAGUACGCCGCCCCCCGCAGCCCGGGGAGCCCCACCGCCGAGCUCUCCACCAUCAAAGAGCUCACUCUGUGAGCUCCCCGAACCUCACCGACUGGGCCCAGGGCUCAGCCCCCCGAACCUCACCGACUGGGCCCGAGGCUCAGCCCCCCGAACCUCACCGACUGGGCCCGGGGCUCAGCCCCCCGAACCUCACCGACUGGGCCCAGGGCUCAGCCCCCCGAACCUCACCGACUGGGCCCAGGGCUCAGCCCCCCGAACCUCACCGACUGGGCCCGUGGCUCAGCCCCCCGAACCUCACCGACUGGACCCGUGGCUCAGCUCCCUGAACCUCACCGACUGGGCCCAGGCUCAGCCCCCCGAACCUCACCGACUGGGCCCGUGGCUCAGCCCCCCGAACCUCACCGACUGGGUCAGCCCAGGAUACCUCAUACACUCAUAGGGCCAUCUUCUGCUGCGGCAGCCAAAACUAUCUUACAAAAUAAGAGCUUGAUAAUGUGAUGCCAGAAAAGCAUUAAAUUCUUGGUCAACAUCAACAUGUCAGCCUAUUGCCAAAUUUUUGUGUUCAGUAUUUUGGUUGUAUUUCUAAUACGGUGUUAUGGUAGAACCUCAAAAGAUGUGAAUGAUUUAGGAAUAUAAGUCUAUGUGGAUGGGGUUAUAUGAUUUGAACACACUGAAAAUGAUAAUUAACUAUACUAACUAUGCUUUUUUUUUUUUUGCUUGAUUCUUUAUUUUUAAGAGUUAUUAUAAGUAAAAAAAAAAACAAAUACUUUAGGUUUUUGCACUGCCUUUACUGCAUAUAACUAUGAUCAGUUAUAUGCAGUAAAGCAUAUAACUGACCAUAGUUAUAUAGGCAAAACAAAUUCACCUUGUCUGACACACUGCAAAUUGUAGCUUUAAUUUUAUAGUUAUAAUAUCUGAAAAAGACUGGAAGUAAACACAUUUUCUCUUGUGGCUUAAUGAACACUUUUAAAUGUGGAAAAAGCACUACAAACACUUCAGACACCCUGCUAAACAAAGCAUGUGACCACUGCCAUACCAUUCAGCUGUUUUCUGCUGACCCAGCAGCAUUCAGCACCUUGGACAGUGGCAGCCCACCUGCAGGCAAGCAGUGACUCUCAGUCUAACUGUGUCUUUACCAGCACUGAUUAUAAAGGCAUCGCCUACUGUGGGCCAGCAGGGCUAUACUUCACGUGGUGCCUGGUUACUCUUUUCACCUUUAAUAUCAGCAACCAAUCCAGACUCGGGAAACCAGGUCAGGUUAGUUGACUGUGUAAUCAGCUGCUCUCACUGGUCAGUUACAUGCUGAGCAACAUCGAAAAGCAGCCAACACAGUGGCUCUCCAGGUCCAGGGAAGCAGACACCUGUGCUAUUGAGACUGGCGUCUCUGGAAGUACAACCCAGCCUUUGGGAAGAGUCUGUGUAACCAUGUUUUUUUCCCCCCUUUUUUAACAAUAUGGCUGAAUUGUUUGUUCUUUCAUUGGGUUCUGAAGUUUAAACGUGAACUGGUAUUUUUCUUUCCUCCAAAAGCCAUGGUAACAGAAAAAAAUGUGCAUUUUGAAAAUCAAAAUAGCAAGUACAAAUAGCCAUAUUUGUGUAUCCUUGUUCUUUUAGUUUGUUAGAUGGUACCACUGAACACCACUGGCGUUUUCAUUUAUCCUAGCAGGAAAUUAAAUAAAAAAAUAAUUUAAAAAAAAUCUCCUGUCGCCUAUACGGUAGACACAGCUAAAAGCUGACAUUUUUGACCGGGGUCUUUUUAAAAAUGAUUUCUUGCUGGAACAAUGUAUCAGACAACUUGGUAUCUCUCAUUUAAUUGCCGUGAACCCAAAUGUUUCUGCUUGCCUACACCGAAAACCGCCGUGGGUGAAACAAUUGGGACGUUGCCCCGACGGAGUUUAUUCAUAACACGCACAAUAAAUAAACCCUGCAAUAGAAGUCACUGAAUCCGCGCUGUGCAAUAACUUCCGAAUAAACU
Molecule: messenger RNA, 3861 nt
Organism: Anguilla rostrata (American eel)
Lineage: Eukaryota; Metazoa; Chordata; Actinopteri; Anguilliformes; Anguillidae
Product: kelch-like protein 10
Exons: 5
Coding region: 195-1961 (588 amino acids)
Molecular function (GO): protein binding
Source: RefSeq, a predicted model, not a curated record